AUGGACCGGGAGAACCAUAAACAUGGUUCCAGAUGCUUCGAGGAAGAUUCAAAGCAGAUAUCGAUGACAUUGGCAUGCAGCGAUCACCGUGACCGUACCGCUAACGCUCGCAUUUCGAACCUCAGUUGUAUGCUGCAUUUUUCAAGGAGAGCUGUUCCGCUAUGCAUACCGCAUCGUGUCCAACUCACAAUUCAAUUUACUGUCGGCCUUGACGCGGAGACGUCAGACAGAGGAAAGCAAGGAAAGGGCGAGUGCAUGACACGUGCACAACCAGCAAUCUCAGCCAAAUAG
This is a messenger RNA of Necator americanus (New World hookworm), 291 nucleotides long. RefSeq lists its product as uncharacterized. The record is from RefSeq and is a predicted model, not a curated record. The coding region runs from base 1 to 291 and encodes 96 amino acids. Lineage: Eukaryota; Metazoa; Nematoda; Chromadorea; Rhabditida; Ancylostomatidae. The transcript has a single exon.